Perognathus longimembris pacificus (Pacific pocket mouse) is the source of this 2315-nucleotide messenger RNA. It is a transcript of the gene Kctd5, whose product is annotated as potassium channel tetramerization domain containing 5. Gene Ontology annotation, cellular component: cytoplasm; Cul3-RING ubiquitin ligase complex. Gene Ontology annotation, biological process: protein homooligomerization; proteasome-mediated ubiquitin-dependent protein catabolic process. Gene Ontology annotation, molecular function: cullin family protein binding. The record is from RefSeq and is a predicted model, not a curated record. Bases 38 to 742 code for a protein of 234 amino acids. Lineage: Eukaryota; Metazoa; Chordata; Mammalia; Rodentia; Heteromyidae. The transcript is spliced from 6 exons.
CCGGCCGGGCAGCGCUGUGGCAGGGCUUGCUGGGAUCAUGGCGGAGAACCACUGCGAGCUGCUGUCUCCGGCCCUCGGCAGCCUCGGGGCGGGGCCGGGGGGCGGCCUGUGCCGCCGCUGCAGCGCGGGGCUCGGCGCCCUGGCCCAGCGCCCGGGUGGCGUGUCCAAGUGGGUCCGGCUGAACGUCGGCGGCACCUACUUCCUUACCACCCGGCAGACGCUGUGCCGGGACCCGAAGUCUUUCCUGUACCGUCUGUGCCAGGCCGACCCCGACCUCGACUCGGACAAGGACGAAACAGGUGCCUACCUAAUCGACAGAGACCCCACUUACUUUGGGCCUGUGCUGAACUACCUGAGACAUGGAAAGCUGGUUAUCAACAAAGACCUUGCAGAAGAAGGAGUGUUGGAGGAAGCAGAAUUUUACAAUAUCACCUCACUAAUAAAACUUGUAAAGGACAAAAUUAGAGAACGAGACAGCAAAACAUCACAGAUGCCAGUGAAGCACGUGUACCGCGUGCUGCAGUGCCAGGAAGAGGAGCUCACGCAGAUGGUGUCCACAAUGUCUGAUGGCUGGAAGUUUGAGCAGUUGGUCAGCAUUGGCUCCUCCUACAACUACGGAAAUGAAGACCAGGCCGAGUUCCUGUGUGUGGUUUCCAAGGAACUGCACAACACCCCAUACGGCACCACCAGUGAGCCCAGCGAGAAAGCCAAGAUUUUGCAAGAACGGGGCUCCAGGAUGUGAGACAGUACUGACAGCUGAAGAGAUGACUUACUUUUCCCACAGACAGUGAGCCGCCACGCCUGAGGGGUGUGGCUGUGAGAAGAAACCUGCUUUUGAUCAUUUCUCUAGAGAUCUGGGUGCGGAUCCUUUUUUGCCUGGCAGGUGGGUGGUGAGAGACAGCCCAGCUGUCUGAGCCCCGGCAUCCCUGCGGGGAGGAGGCCAGGGCCUGGUGUGGGCAGUCUCUGGGGCUCACUCUGUUCUUUCUGAGUGCCACGUGGGACUGAGGCUGAAAGCUCCUGGACCACGAGUGCAGUCCUGAAAUUGACUGAAGGACAAGGUUUUUGGUGCUACAAACACAGCCUGCGACACACAGCCUGGGCCUCAGCAGGAGGAAGGGCAGCAGCCGUGCCCGCUAUAGGCACACUGGCUCAGGGCUGAGUGCCACUGGCCAACCUUGAGCACCAGGCCCUUGUUCUCGGGUCAGCGGGCCUCCCAGCCCUCCUGGCGUGAUCUCGACUUCCCCAGCACCUGCCCCAGGCCAGGCCUCCUUCAGAGCCAGGCUCUGCCCCUGGCCUCGGUGGCGGUGUAGUCAAGGCUUCUCGAUUUGUAUUUUCCAGGCGGGAGAACUUUGUAUCCUCUUUUUUAAGUGUGGACAGGCCACCCUCUGUUUAUAUUAUUUAGAAAUGCCUGAAAGUGUUGCUGUGUUUCAGAUUGCUCUGCUAAAUCAUUUCAUGGGAGGUAGCGGUGGCACCUCAUCUGUCCUGCCUGGGGGCUGGAGGGGGGCUGGUGCCCACCAGCGCCUUCAUGGCGCCUGGGGUGGAUGCUGGAGUGGGCGACCUGUCCACCUAGCUUAGGGGCCAGCUCUCUGGGUCACGUUGAAACUUGAGGAUGUUUACAGUGCAUCGUGUCUCUUCCACUGGCCCUCACCUACAACUAUGCAGUUCUCUCUAUACUUCUGGGCAUUUGGGACUCAGUGGCACCUGCCUGGGCUGCUCACCUGACACGACGUGGAGUGGCUGGACUCCACAGACAGCGCCUGUGGGCACCGGGAGCUCUGCACCUGACCUCUGGUCCCAGGGGGCUGCCCGCAUGCAGACCAGAGGCUCUGGCCCCAUCCAUGUCAAUGCCUCCAGAAGUUUCUCGCCUAGGCCCUCUUCCUUCUUCUCCUUUGCCAGUAACCUGAUUAACCAUGUUCUCCAGCACCUAGGACUUACCUCCUCCUUUCGAAAGGUGUCUUGUAUAUUGUUAAACGUUUGGCUUAAACAGUUUAUAAGAACCUUCUACGGGGCGGAGGCAGCCACCAGCUAGCUCGUCCCAGCAGGAGCCCAGGGGAGGCGCCUCUGCUAUGGGCUGUGGGGUGUGCUCUUUGGGGAGCUGCUGUGUACUUAGCAUUGUUUGACUUAUGACCUUGACGUAAUAGGCUUGUGGGAUUUUUUUUUAAUUUAAAGAUAUUAAGACUUAAUUCACUAAAAUUUAUUCGAAGGGGAUAUUUAUACUUUUAUACUUUUUUAGGUAUCCGUAUUUUAUCAGCUUACUGUUCAAUGCCUAAGUUUCCCCUGAAAAUAGCAAAUAAAAUUGUGUAUUUAUGAAUGAA